Molecule: messenger RNA, 993 nt
Organism: Notothenia coriiceps (black rockcod)
Lineage: Eukaryota; Metazoa; Chordata; Actinopteri; Perciformes; Nototheniidae
Product: 5-hydroxytryptamine receptor 3A-like
Exons: 8
Coding region: 1-993 (330 amino acids)
Biological process (GO): monoatomic ion transmembrane transport
Cellular component (GO): postsynaptic membrane
Molecular function (GO): catalytic activity; extracellular ligand-gated monoatomic ion channel activity; transmembrane signaling receptor activity
Source: RefSeq, a predicted model, not a curated record
AUGGAUUUGGUGGAGGGAUACGGAGGAUAUGUGAGUGAGGCGUCCCGAGGCCUUUCAUCAGAGCGGCAGGAAGACUUCCAGGUGAAGCGGCACCAUGAGAGCCUCAUCAGCGUGGACCUGAAGAAGCCGGGCAGCAGCACAGGGAGAUUUGCUAACGCCACCUUGGUGCGUCUCUCUGAGUUUCUGAGUGCCGGCUAUAAGAAGGGAGUGAGACCGGUGAAGGACUGGAGGACGUCCACCAUCGUGGCCAUCGACCUCAUGGUGUACUCCAUCCUCAAUGUGGACGAGAAGAACCAGGUUUUGACAACGUAUGUGUGGUACAGGCAGUCAUGGACAGAUGAAUUCCUGGUGUGGAACCCGGAGGAUUUUGAUGAAGUGAAACAGGUUUCUUUACCUACGGCUAACGUGUGGGUGCCGGACAUCCUCAUCAAUGAGUUUGUGGAUGUGGGGAAGUCUCCGGACAUACCGUACGUCUAUGUGACCCACGAUGGACUGGUGCGAAACUACAAGCCCAUCCAGGUGGUGACGGCCUGCACGCUCAACAUCUACAACUUCCCUUUCGAUGUGCAGAAAUGCAGCCUCACCUUCCAGAGCUGGCUGCACACCAUCGACGACAUCAACAUCACGCUGAUGCGAAGCCCCGAGGAGCUCAGGGAGGACAAGAGUGUGUUCAUGAACCAGGGAGAGUGGGAGCUGCUGCACAUUCUGUCCAACUACAAGAUCUUCAGCGUGGACAACGACGACUACUACGCCGAGAUGAAGUUCCACGUGGUGAUCCGGCGGCGGCCAUUGUUCUACACGGUGAACCUGCUGCUGCCCAGUAUGUUCCUGAUGGUCAUGGACAUCGUGGGUUUCUACCUGCCUCCAGACAGCGGGGAGAGGGUUUCCUUUAAGAUCACUCUGCUGCUGGGGUACUCUGUGUUCCUCAUCAUCGUGUCUGACACCCUACCUGCCACCGCCAUAGGAACCCCGCUCAUAGCCGGCCACAAAUGA